This is a messenger RNA of Pristis pectinata (smalltooth sawfish), 1805 nucleotides long. It is a transcript of the gene tspan36, whose product is annotated as tetraspanin 36. The record is from RefSeq and is a predicted model, not a curated record. Bases 186 to 926 code for a protein of 246 amino acids. Gene Ontology annotation, biological process: protein localization to plasma membrane; regulation of vascular endothelial growth factor signaling pathway; protein maturation. Gene Ontology annotation, cellular component: membrane. The transcript has 7 exons. NCBI's taxonomy places the organism in Eukaryota, Metazoa, Chordata, Chondrichthyes, Rhinopristiformes, Pristidae.
CGCUAGGACCCCGCAAUCCGCUCUGUUCUCGGUCAACUCGGGAUAAUUAGUCAUGUGCAGUUUAUGUCACCAAAUGUGAUCUAAUCAGCAGAUAGAGAAGGAGGAAGUGAAAAGUGGUGGUAGGGAUAGCGUUGGUUUGUGUUUCAGUACUAGUUGUUGGUUUUACCAAGUUGCCUGUAGACACCAUGGAUUGUGGUGUGAUAACCUCCAAGACCGUCCUGCUUCUCAUCAGCCUCAUUUUCUGGGCUGCAGGAGGUGUGCUCACUUAUGUAGGAGUCACCUUGUUAUCAACCUACAAAAACUAUACCCACCUCUUUGAAGGCCACUUCACUGUGCUCCCAGCUAUAGUGAUCAUUGGCAUAGCACUUGUGAUGUUUUUGAUUGGAAUCAUUGGAUGUUGUGCUACCCUGAUGGAGUCUCGCUGUGGAUUGGGAUUGUUUCUUUUCAUCCUGCUGGUCAUCCUUGCUGCAGAAGUGUCUGCCUUUGUUCUGGGAUUCAUCUACAAAAAACAGAUCCACAAAAGUUUGGAGGUGUCCAUGUCGCACGUCUUUGCAAAAUAUGAUGGGGAAAAUCCAGAAAGUGCAAUGGUGGACAGUUUUCAGACAAAGAUGCAGUGCUGUGGAGUUUGGAACUAUACCUACUGGGAAAAAACUGAGUGGUUCAAAAAGAACAAGACUAUACCCAUUAGCUGCUGUAAGACUGGAUUUUCCAACUGCACAGGCAGCCCAAGUCAUCCUGAGCUGCUCAACACUGGAUGUGAGCCCAAGUUGGAGAAUGGGUUGGAAUCUAUUCUGAGCUAUGCUAUGCUGAUCAUCCUAGGAUUUGCCAUUAUUCAGUUUUUUGGCAUGAUCAGCAUCUGUGUGCUCGCCUGCCGACGACGAGAGACGGGCUACCAACCAAUCCCAUCUGGUGGAACAUAUGCUUGAAGGAAAUCUAAGCUGUGAAGAUUUAAGAAGACUACUCUUAAGAACUAUUGCACUGUUAACAAGUAUAAGAACGUAUAGAUCCACCAAUUUGUGUUUUUUGUAAAAUGGGAAUCAUUACAAAGCAUUUUUCUUUAAAAAGCUAUGUGGCUAAUUGAAACACUAGGCUAAAUUCUGUGCAGAUCAUCUAUUGCAUUCUUCUCCCCUUUGUGCCUGUUCACUGAGUUGCAGUAUUGCAACCAAGUGGAACAACUGUUUUUUUUUGGGGGGGGGGGUGGGAGAGGAGAGAAGAGAGAUUAAGGGAUCUUCCUGAAUUUAACCAUCUGGAUGACCUCUUUCUCUUUCAUUUUGCUUCUGGUUGAUUUUGGGGAGGGGCUCCUGGUUUGGUCCACCAAAGGACCCUAAUCAAAGGAUUCUACUUUCCUUAUUUUUUUAAGACUACUGUAACCACCUGCACUUGUUUGCCUUAAACUAGUUCUGUCACAAAUGCCUGAAUAAGACUCAACUACUGAUGGGUAAAUUGUUGCACUUAAUGAUAAGAAAAAGCUUUCCAAUAAUUUGUAGUUAAGUUGUUCAAUCUGACUUGUUUUGGAAUUGUUGCUGACAAUACACUUUGGGUUUGGAAUUUUGACUGAAGUGCUUAUAUUUUCUAUAAUCUUCAGAAAAUUGAGUUCUUAAUUUGUUUUCCCCAUUAAUCCUUGUUAAUAAGAUAUUUCUAGUCUUGCUUUUAAUUGCAAUUUCUUGAAUUGAUGUUUGCUAUUGUUCAAUUGCAAGCCUUGGCUAUAAAUCUGUGACUGGCUGGGGGACCUGGCUUUCUAUCUAGCUUUUAAUGUUCACAUGGACAUGUAAAAUGCAAAAUGUUAAUAAAAAAUCAAUGCUUUU